This is a messenger RNA of Dalotia coriaria, 5037 nucleotides long. It is a transcript of the gene chp, whose product is annotated as leucine rich repeat containing G protein-coupled receptor chaoptin. Bases 228 to 4094 code for a protein of 1288 amino acids. Lineage: Eukaryota; Metazoa; Arthropoda; Insecta; Coleoptera; Staphylinidae. Gene Ontology annotation, cellular component: extracellular matrix. Gene Ontology annotation, molecular function: protein binding. The record is from RefSeq and is a predicted model, not a curated record. The transcript is spliced from 13 exons.
CACAAAUCGCCUUAGACUUUUAGAGCAAGUGAACUUAUUACAUCAGUGCGUACUACGUGUCCUUAAUGAACGGACACGCGCGUCCCGAGUAUUAAUCGAUGACUAAAAAACAACUAAACUUUAAAAACUUCAUAAAAGUUAUUUUUUAUUGUUAUAAGUGCAAAAAACAAUCAAAAACAAAUGUGUUGUUAAAAUAAUCAAUUAUUUAUAGCUAUAAAGUGCCCACAAUGAAAAUGGAGUUAAUGACUAUAAUGAAGUUAGGAUACGCGAUUGUAAUCGUAACUAUUUUCCUGAUGAUCCUAACUUCAAGUUACGCAAAAGAAGUAGACGACGUAAGAUAUCCGCCAUGUUACUUUAACCCUCUGUGCAGUUGUUCGAAAGCCAUACCAGAUCUUGGUAUAGUGCGCUGUAAAGAUAUCCCUUUACCGUCUAUUCCACAAACAAUCAACACCUCCAAAGUGUUUAUGCUUCAUUUGGAAAAUAACGGUCUACGAUAUUUUGAACCAUUUUUCCUUCAAAGUACAGGGUUGUAUAAAUUGACGGUGAAACGUAAUCCUUUACCGCAUAUACCGGACGAAACCUUUCUGGGUCUAGAGCGGUCGUUGUGGGAGUUGGAUUUGAGUCAUAACCAACUAACGAAAGUCCCCAAUCGAGCUUUGAGAUACCUACAAAAGUUACGCGUAUUAGAUCUUACCAAUAAUGAUAUCGGUGAUAUCUCACCUGAUAACUGGCGAGGUCUUGAAAACUCUCUGGAAACACUUAUCUUAGCUGACAAUUCCAUUAACCAUCUACCAACUGAUGCAUUCGGAGGUCUUCCAUUGUUGGAUACCAUUGAUUUACGUGGAAAUAACCUCCGAAAAAUAGAUCCUGCUGUGUUUCGUGAUGGUAUGGGUAAACUGGCACACCUUUUGCUAGGUGACAAUCAACUCACAGCCAUACCAUAUCAAGCAGUGCAGAUUUUGAAGUCCCUGAAAACUCUAGACUUGUCUUAUAAUGAUAUCAACAAAAUGCAACCGGAAGUCAACGGAGACAAUCAUAACCAACAAUUUAAUUUCAUGCUUUCUUUGGAUACGCUCCGGCUGGAUUACAAUCAGCUUGAAAUUUUAACACCAGCCUCUUUUCAAUAUUUUGAUGUGUUAAACAAGACAUACCUAGAUGGUAAUCCAAUUGAAGAAGUUGAAGAUAAUGCUUUCCGACAAGCAAAAAUUAGAGAAUUGUAUUUAAGAUCCUGUGGUCUAAGUGAAAUAUCACCGAUGGCUUUCGAUGGUCUGGAGAAUUACCUUCAAUACUUGGAUCUUUCCGGGAAUAAUAUUACCAUGAUGCCUCAUGAUAUCUUUCAUCGUAUGAAUAAUAUCCGUAUGUUAAGUGUGGGAGAUAAUUUGUUACAGAAUUACAACCCAAUGGAAUUGUUUAAUGGAUUUCAAUUCACUUUAUACCGAUUGGAUUUAUCUGGGUCUCAGAAUAGUCCUGUUAAUAUUCAGGAUUUGAGGCGUUUGAGGAAUUUAAGAUUUUUGUCAUUAUCUAAACUUUCUAAAAGUACUUUGAGUCCGGAGGAUUUUAUGGAGUUUGGAAUGGACUUGGAGGAGUUGCAGAUUAAUUACGCUGGAUUACAAACUGUCAAAAAUAAUGCUUUUCAGUUUGUGCAUGGAAUCAAGAAGUUGGAUUUUAAUGAAAAUAGUAUUUCUUCUAUUGAACGGGAAGCAUUUACAGAUAUUGGACAUUCUUUGGUAUCACUACAACUAUCACAUGCUUUUUCACAUUCAGUAGCGAAUCUACCUUCGGAAUGUUUUCGCCCUUUGCAGAAUUUAGAAGAAUUGAACUUAAGUAAUAAUAAAAUUCGGAGCAUGCCUGAUACAAGUUUUCAUUUCUUGAAAAAACUGAGAAGAUUAGAGUUGCAGGAUAAUAAUAUAGAUGAAGUUCACAAAGGAACUUUCCAGGGUGAUAUACACUCAAUGUUAGAAAGCGUCUACCUCUCCUUCAACGUCAUCCGCUCUCUUCAACAACACACAUUCGUUGACCUUACAAGUUUAGAACAACUCCACCUAGAUGACAAUAUGAUCCAGAACAUAGAACGUCGUGCAUUCAUGAAUUUAGAAAACAUCAAACGCCUAAAUCUAAAAGGAAACAAAAUCAACACAAUUUCUUAUGAAGCCUUCCAAAACCUACCAGAAUUGGAAGACCUUGACUUAUCUUACAAUGAAUUAAACAAUUUUGACUUUAGUAUGUUUGACCAAGUUGGUACACUGGCAAUGUUCAGCGUGAAUGUGAGCCACAACAAAAUCGCUGAUUUGAUUGUUGGAAGUCCCACUUCGUCAUUUGAUGGUAAUCUAGGUGCCAUUGGAACUCACUCAAAUAUAAAAAUUCUGGAUAUGUCUUACAAUAAUAUUACUGUCAUCAGUAAAAACUACUUUAAACCAGCCAUGUUGUCAUUGACACAUCUUUACUUAAGCCACAAUACGUUGUAUAAUGCUACCAAGGAUAUUUUUGGUAAUCUACCGCAUUUGCAAUACUUGGAUUUGAGUCAUAAUCGAUUAUUUGAGAUUGAUUUUGAUACUUUUAGAAACACAAAGAGAUUACAGGUGUUUUACAUGUCGCAUAAUUUCGUACCCGAGUUACCAAACGAUUUAUUCAAAUUUUUGUUGAAUUUACGCGUUGUGGACUUUUCACACAAUCGUUUUCGCUUUCUACCGGAUAAUCUAUUCAAGGACGAAGGGUUAGAAUGGUUGGAUCUGUCAAAUAAUCAAAUUAACCGUCUACCCUUAACAAGUAUGGUACCACAAGCGGCUGCUACAUUAGGAUAUUUAGAUUUAUCCUGGAAUGGUAUUUCAUCUGUAGCUUCCGGUGGGAUGUUUGAAAGAUUUAAGAGAUUAUCCCGAUUGGAUUUGUCUUAUAAUCGUUUGGUACAAGUUGACAUUGCAGCUUUUGGCAUGCUGCAACGAUUAUCUAGUUUGGAUCUGAGUCACAAUGCACAAUUGGUCUUGGAACGCAAUGGAAGAAGCUUUGAAGGUGUCUCAGAUUCUUUACUUGAACUAGGAUUGGAUAAUGUAUCAUUAACUUAUAUACCUGAAUUGCCACUUCCCAACCUUCUUUCACUUUCAUUGGCGUUUAACUCGUUGCCUACUGUGCCGCCGGAGAUGGCCGGCAACAUGAGCUACCUGCGUUCCCUAAACCUGGACUUCAAUGACCUGACUGCUGUCCCGAUUGUGACGCACUCGUUGACGAAUCUUAGACGUUUAUCCCUCGCUGGUAAUCCAAUCACGUCGUUGACGAACACGUCGCUUUUGGGUGUCGCCGAACAUUUGGAGCAGUUGGAUAUCAGAGGGUUUGAUUUAAACACGUUUGAAAAUGGAGUUUUGUGUAAAAUGUACGCAUUGCAAACUUUAAAGAUGGGAUCUUAUCAUAAUGUGAAAAAUUUCAAUAUUCCAAGGGUUUUGAAGAAAAAUUCAGGUUUAAGACAUCUUGAAAUACAAGUUGAUCAUGAAACUUCGCUGCAAAAAGAAAUGGAUGGUCAAAUGCCACCUAAAAUGAGAAAUAUUACUUUUUCAGGCGUCGGAUUGAUUACUUUUACCAGUGAUUUAUUACAAGGAAUUCGAAGUCCAACAUUACAUUUUGCACUCAGAAACACAAGUUUAGGAAGGGUCCAAGCAGACAUUUUUCAAAACAUGCCCAGAGUACGAAAUAUCACUGUUGAAUUAAACUACAACUGGCAAUUACAACAUUUUGAGAAUCCUUCAACAGCCAGCAGACCAAAUCAACCACGACGAUCUUUUCUCAAAGAUAUUUCAAUGCAUGAAAAUAAAUUAUCAUGCGAUUGUCAAUUAGGAUGGAUUGAAGUUUGGCAAAGAAAACGUCGUCAAUAUCUCUGUACUCGUAACCCAACACGUCUAUCAUCAUUCAACGAAUACGACUAUUUCUGUAGACACGCAAACGAUGACCUGAGACGGUCGCCAUGUUCAAACAAAAACAACGCCAGCAUGAUUGAGGUUAUGAAGAACGAAGUGGAGUGCGGUUGGAGUGGAGCUGCCAAUAUUUAUACCAAUCUUACUCUGCUUUCUUCAAUUAUUAUUCUCAUCAUAACAACGAUUUUAAAAUGAAUUAGGUUUUAAUUUUUGGUGAAAAUUUUGGGUAAUUUGCAAUAUGAAUUCAUUCAUAAUCAUCUAUAAUAUAAAAAUAAUUCGAAAAAUCUGUUGGUAAGCGCAUAACUUAACAACGCCUAGACCAAUUUGGCCAAUUAUUUUUUUUAAAUGUUUGUUAAAGUCCAAAGAUGGUUUUUACAGCAAAAAAAUUCAAAUAAUUGCUGGGAAAACCCUAAAGACAUUGAGAUUCAAUCAUAUGCGUUGAAGUGCAUUAUUAGCUAUUCUUUAUAUAAUUAAUUUCUUUUAAAUAAAAUUGUGAAUUUUAUUGAUAGAAUUGACACAUACUAUGUCUAGAAUAAGAGAGUAAAAACAAAUUACAUUUUUAUUAAACACUACCGUGACGAAAGCUAGUAUUCAAUAAUCAUUAAAUUCAUAAUCAAAGAAAUCGUUAGUUUUAGGUUUCAAUGAUAGACGUAAUUAUUAUUAAUAUUUAUUUAUAAUACAUCGAUAUAAUAUGUAUUUCCCUGAGCAACUCUACAUGAUUUAUAUGCGUUUAGCGUUGUUUACGAAGACUCUCGAUUUCAUCACGCAAAUCGACUAUAUAACUAAAACGAUAAACGAAGAAAUCCUCCAAGUCGUUAACAAGAUUACCGUAGACUUAAGUUACAACUAGAUAUUUACAAAUAUACAAUAAUAUAAUAUAUUAUGAUGCUACUAAACACCUAAAACUGAUAUAAAUUAAAUAAUUAAAUAGAUAUUAAAUAAUACAAUAGCAUGUAUCACUAAACUUUUCAACUAAUGUAUCAAUAAGUUAUGAUUAUCGCUGUAAACUGUAAACUUUUGUUAUUAAUUUACUUUUGUUUUAUGAGUUUUCAACCAAGAAUAGCACACGUUUUAGGAAUUUUUAAGUUUCACAUAAGUUUCUAUAAAGUAUCCGUCACUAAAUAAUUUAUUAGUAGUA